AUGGCGGCGGUGAUACCGGCUUCUCGGAGGCUCCGCAACUUGCUGACCUGUCGAUUGACAGCCCGCACCAACCUGGGUCUCAGCCUUAACCUUCAUCCCAUGAGUUCUUUUGCACAAGAUGAGGCCUCCAAAGCAGCCCCCGAGGAAGCCCCAGGCCACAGCUAUGAGUCCCUUCGGGUGACAUCUGCCCAGAAACACAUCCUGCAUGUGCAGCUAAACCGGCCGGAGAAGAGAAACGCCAUGAACAAGGCCUUCUGGAGCGAGAUGGUGGUGUGCUUCAACAAGAUUGCAGAAGAUGCUGACUGUCGUGCUGUGGUGAUCUCUGGCGCAGGAAAAAUGUUCACUUCAGGUAUCGACUUCGUGGACAUGGCUUCAGGCCUCCUUCAGCCCGCAGGAGACGACGUGGCCCGCAUCAGCUGGCACCUCCAUAGCCUCCUCAGCAGAUACCAAGAGACCUUCAGCGUCAUCGAGAAGUGCCCUAAGCCGGUGAUUGGCGCCAUCCAUGGGGGCUGCAUUGGUGCAGGAGUGGAUCUUAUCACUGCCUGUGACAUCCGGUACUGUACCCAGGAUGCUUCCUUCCAGGUGAAGGAGGUGGACCUAGGUUUGGCAGCGGAUGUGGGAACCCUGCAGCGACUGCCCAGAGUCAUCGGGAACCAGAGCCUGGUCAACGAGCUGGCCUUCACUGCCCGCAAGAUGAUGGCUGACGAGGCCCUGGACAGUGGGCUGGUGAGCCGGGUCUUCCCAGACAAAGAGGUCAUGCUUGAUGCGGCCUUCGCCCUGGCAGCCGAGAUUUCCAGCAAGAGCCCCGUGGCGGUGCAGAGCACUAAGAUCAACCUGCUCUACUCCCGCGACCAUUCGGUGACAGACAGCCUCAACUUCAUGAAAUCCUGGAACAUGAGCAUGCUGCAGACAGAGGACGUCGUUAAGUCUCUCCAGGCCUUAAUGGAGAAGAAGGAACUGAAGAGCAUCACCUUCUCCAAGCUCUGA
This is a messenger RNA of Lipotes vexillifer (Yangtze River dolphin), 987 nucleotides long. It is a transcript of the gene ECH1, whose product is annotated as enoyl-CoA hydratase 1. Gene Ontology annotation, molecular function: delta(3,5)-delta(2,4)-dienoyl-CoA isomerase activity. The record is from RefSeq and is a predicted model, not a curated record. Lineage: Eukaryota; Metazoa; Chordata; Mammalia; Artiodactyla; Lipotidae. Gene Ontology annotation, cellular component: mitochondrion. The transcript is spliced from 10 exons. The coding region runs from base 1 to 987 and encodes 328 amino acids.